Molecule: messenger RNA, 3748 nt
Organism: Brassica oleracea var. oleracea
Lineage: Eukaryota; Viridiplantae; Streptophyta; Magnoliopsida; Brassicales; Brassicaceae
Product: MMS19 nucleotide excision repair protein homolog
Exons: 20
Coding region: 171-3542 (1123 amino acids)
Biological process (GO): iron-sulfur cluster assembly
Cellular component (GO): cytosolic [4Fe-4S] assembly targeting complex
Source: RefSeq, a predicted model, not a curated record
UCUAUUUUAUUUCCCUCCUCCUUGAGCAUUAGAGGCCGCCGCACGCGGACUCUCUCUCUCGUCUCUCACACUCUCCUCUACCGUGUAAGCCAUCGCCGCCGUGACUUGGUCCCAAUUCUCUCUCCCUAGGUCAAAAUCGUUGCCAUCUAAGGUCCCAACUCCGUGCGAAGAUGGCUGCACUGAAUAAUCUCACCGAGCAUCUCGAAGCUUUCGUCGACGUCACUCGUUCCCCUACUCACCAUGCUGAGAGUCUGAAAGCGAUUGCUACUUCCUUGGAGAAGGGUGUCUUGUCUAUAAACCAAUUGGUCGUGGAGAUGGACAUGUAUUUGACGACUACUGAUGAUGUUGUCCGAGCACGAGGUAUUCUCUUGCUUGCGGAGAUGCUGGAUUAUCUAAAGUCAAAGCCUUUGGACAAUGCAGUUGUCCAUAGUCUCAUUGGUUUCUUUACCGCUAAGCUGGCAGAGUGGAGAUCGGUGCGCGGUGCACUUUCUGGUUGCUUGGCUCUGAUUAAGAGGAAAGGCGUAGCUGGUUUGGUCACUGCUGUUGAUGCAGAAGCUGUGGCCAAGUCAAUGGCACAGAGUAUUCAAGUGCAGUCUUUAGCACUGUAUGAUCGCAAGCUCUGUUUUGAACUAUUGGAGUGCCUUCUAGAGCAAUACCCUGAAGCUAUGAUAAAUUUGGGAGAUUUGAUGGUUUAUGCUACAUGCGAAGCCAUCGACGGAGAAAAAGACCCUCCAUGCUUAAUGGUAGCUUUUCAUGUAGUAGAGCUUUUGGGUCGAUUGUUUCCCAGUCCCUCCGGUCCAGUUGCGUCUGAGGCCUCUGAUCUUUUUGAGUUUAUAAGUUGCUACUUCCCACUUCACUAUACGCAUACAAAAGGUGAUGAAGCUAGUAUUCCAAGAGAAGACCUUUCAAGGGGACUAUCUCUGGCAAUCUCUUCGACGCCUUUUUUCGAACCGUAUGCUAUUCCAUUGCUUCUUGAAAAGCUUUCAUCUUCUCUACCAGUCGCAAAGGUUGAUUCUUUGAAAUGUCUGAAAGAUUGCGCUGUGAACUAUGGAGUAAGCAGAAUGAAGAAGCACUAUAAAGAUCUUUGGCCCGCUUUAAAAGAUGCACUUUAUGCUUCCACUAAGACAGAUUUGUCCUUUGGUCUAGAAUCCCUCACUAGUCCAGGGUUUGAAAUGGGUGAGAUCCACAGAGCAGCUGUUAAUCUUCUUCAGAGGCUUGUCAAGCAAGAUAUCUCGUUUUUAGGUCUUGUUGUUGAAGAUAUACGCGUAAACAUGGUCUUCGAUACCAUUUCUAGAUACUUGCGGUAUGAAGAAAUGCUUGACACGAGCAAACUGGAGGUUCUUGUUGUCAGUCAGAUACUGUCUGUGUCUGCCAGAUCUUCUGUUGAGUCAUGCAAUAUAAUCUUUCAAACCUUUUUCUUCCGCCUUAUGAAUACUCUAGGGAUUGUAGAGAAAACGUCAACUGGUGAUCUUGUCCACAACGAAAACUCGACGGUUUCUACUAGACUCUACCAUGGAGGUCUUCAUCUUUGCAUCGAACUUCUUACAACAUCAAAAGAUCUUAUUCCGAGCUCCGAGGAAUGUACCUCAACACCUGAAAGCGCGCAGCAAUCAUGGUGCUCUAUAGUUAGCAGGUUCUCAGCUUCACUGAUCGAGGCGUUCACUUCUGCAGUACAAAGCUCUAAUGAUGAUUGUAGUGCAGAUGCAUAUCUUGGAGUUAAAGGUUUGCUGGCUAUGGGUAUGUUCCGGGGCGGCUCUUCUCCUGUAUCGAGAUCUGAAUUCGAGAAGAUAUUGACGACCUUAACAUCAAUCAUCGCAGCCAAUAGUGCCAAAACAGUGAAGUGGGAAUUGGCAUUGAAAGCGCUUGUCUGCAUGGGUUCAUUUAUUGAUCGGUAUUCUGAGAGUGAAAAGGCUAUGAGCUACAUGGCUAUAGUUGUCGAAAAUUUGGUCUCGCUGGUUCGCUCUAGUCAUUGUUCUCUUCCAUCUCCAAUGAUAUUAGAAGCAACUUCAGAAGUUUGCUCUACUAGGCCAACGUACGUAGAGAAAAUGGUUGAAGGAUUUGAAGAAGCUUUCUGCUCCAGUUUCUCUGAUUUCUGUGUCAAUGGAAACUUCAAGUCAAUCGAAAAUUGUUCUCAGCUCCUGGAGUGUGUGACCAAUAAAUUGCUUCCACGUCUGACAGAGAUCGAUGGUCUCGAGAAAAGCUUGGUGCAUUUUGCUAUCAGUAUGUGGAAUCAAAUUGAAUCCUCUGUUGUUUUCAGUUAUGAUUUUAAUGGCAGGGAGUUUGUUGAGGCAGCAACGAAAACAAUGGGAGAAAUUGUAGGAGUUGCUUCGGUAGAUUCACAGAAUAGUAUAAUCCAAAAAGCUUAUAAUGUGAUCUCAUCAAGCACGCUUCUAGCUAUGGAGUCUAUUCCUCUAACCUUUGCUGCGUUAGAGGGUUUACAACGCGACCUGUCCACUAGGGAUGAGUUGAUACUUUCACUAUUUGCGUCAGUUAUCAUAGGUGCAUCUCCCAAGGCAUCCAUUCCAGAUGUGAAGUCACUUGUACAUCUGUUUUUGGUAUCCUUUCUUAAGGGUUAUAUCCCAGCAGCUCAAGCUUUGGGUUCAAUGGUUAACAAAUUGGGAACGGGUUUGGAAGAAGCAUGUGAUACAAUAUUUCACGAGAGUUCUGCAUCUGGAAGCAGUAUUCCUUCUGAUGACUCUAGUAAAACUAUCGGUGGAAGUGAGGCACUUUUGUCAAAGAUAUGUUUAGGUUUCUAUGGUUCGCUGGACCUUCAAACCCACGCUAUAACAGGUCUAGCGUGGAUUGGGAAAGGUUUACUCAUGCGGGGUGAUAAAAGAGUUAAUGAGAUAGCUCUUGUACUUGUGGAAUGCUUAAAAUCCACUAACAGUUCCGGGAAUGCUCUGCAUCCUUCUGCCAUGAAACAUGCAGCUGAUGCAUUCCUCACACUAAUGUCUGAUUCGGAAGUGUGUCUGAACAGAAAGUUUCAUGCAGUUAUACGGCCACUCUAUAAGCAACGGUUUUUCUCUAUAACAGUUCCUAUUUUGGAGUCGUUGAUUGUGAAUUCCCAGACUCCACUCUCAAGGACAAUGUUGCAUGUCGCUCUCGCGCAUGUUGUAUCCAACGUUCCAGUUACGGUCAUAUUGGACAAUACCAAAAAGCUGCUCUCGGUGAUAUUGGAAGGCUUGUCUGUCUUAAGCGUUGACUCUGUGCAUAAAGAAACACUUUUCAGUCUGUUACUGGUUUUAUCUGGAACGCUUACUGAUAUUAAAGGUCAACAAUCAGUCAGUGAUAAUGCACACAGAAUCAUCGAAUGCCUGGUCAAGCUUACAUCAUACCCACAUCUAAUGGUUGUAAGGGAGACGGCGAUUCAGUGUCUUGCUACUUUGUUGGAAUUGCCCCAUGGAAGAAUCUAUCCUUUCAGAAGAGAGGUUUUACAAGCAGUAACAAAGGCACUCGAUGAUCCAAAACGUAGAGUUAGAGAAGAAGCGAUUAAAUGCAGGCAGGCUUGGACGUCGAUCUCAUCCAGGAGUACCCCUUUCUGAAGUUUGAUUCAGAGUUUCAUGAAGCCAAGUUAUGUUUCUUGAAGCAAUGCAGUAUCUUUACUGUAUUCUUAUAGAGUUAGUUUCCUUACCGGGACUGGCACAUGUAUCCUCUUGAGUCUAAAGUCUUUGGGUCUUUAUGAUGCAUUUAUACCCCUAUUUGCUAUUCUGUUAUAUAUGAAGGAUACUAAUAGACAAGUCUUCAUCUA